AUGAACACCACGGCACCGACAUCGGCAGACGCAUGCCUGAGCAUUGUACAUUCGCUGAUGUGCCACAGACAAGGUGGAGAAAGUGAAGGGUUCUCUAAGAGAGCCAUUGAAUCUCUUGUAAAGAAGUUGAAAGAGAAGAGAGAUGAGUUAGACUCUUUGAUUACAGCUAUUACUACCAAUGGGGCUCAUCCAAGCAAAUGUGUAACUAUACAGAGAACACUUGAUGGUAGAUUGCAGGUGGCUGGUCGCAAAGGAUUUCCUCACGUAAUAUACGCUCGUAUUUGGAGAUGGCCUGAUUUACACAAAAAUGAACUGAAACAUGUCAAGUUUUGUCAAUUUGCUUUUGACUUAAAAUGUGACUCAGUUUGUGUAAACCCUUAUCACUACGAAAGGGUCGUGUCUCCAGGAAUUGAUUUAUCAGGACUCACACUUCAGUCAGGCCCCAGUAGGUUAGUAAAGGAUGAAUACACAGCAGGCCUCAGCGGUAACGGUAUGGACAUGGACACAGGGGAGAUGGUGACGAUACAACACCACGCCACAAGUCCUCGACACCAUCACACAACGAUACCUCAUCACCAUCAGCAAUUUCAGACGGCUAACAUCAUCAUCAAUCAGGGACAAACCCCCGAGGGCGUUCCGAACAUGUUCUCGCCGACGCACGCGCCUCGAACACCGCUGCGGACUCCUGCGCCGCCCAUGACACCUCUUGGGCACCCGCCACCGAGGCCCCAGAUGCUUGGGCCUCAUGGGCCACCUCAGAUGGCGCCCGCUCCGCAGCUACCAGCUGGACCGCAGAUGACACCAGGGCCAACGCAGUUAGCUUCUCCCCGUCUAGCAGCAGCACCUGCCCAAAUGUCACCAGCGACACCGCAAAUACCUGGCCUCAACAGGCCUAUGUCGUUGCCGAGUCCACAACACCAGCUCGCAAUGGCUCAGCAGCGUGCAGUCGCCCCAAAAUUGGAGCCACCAGACACAAUGGAUGCGCGCCAGAUGUGGCUGCCUAAACGAAUGAAUCAUUCUACAAUGCCAGUCAGUAUGUCACCGGGAGCGACAACUCCUCAGCUUAUAGACAAUACGACCACAACAUUCUUCGCUCAGGAACAAACCACCAACGAUACGACACAAUUGACGCAAACUCUGCCCAUUUGCGUUGCAGCUGGUGCGGUAUCUCCAGUAUCAGGGGAAGGUUCGCAACAGAACGGUUUCACGACAGACGGCAGUCCUGCGCCUCAACCAAGCCCAUUACCUCAUCGCACUCAACAUCAGCAGCAACAAGGUACGUGGACGGGCAACAACACGCUGACGUACACGCAGAGCCUGGCGCCGCCGCCCGCCGCGCCGCCCGCCGCCCUGGACGCGCCCGCGCACCACCACCACUACUACAAUGGCAACCCAGGAGGUUUAUUGUCAAGCCAACCUGCGCCUGAGUAUUGGUGUUCUGUUGCUUACUUUGAAUUGGAUACACAAGUAGGCGAGACGUUUAAAGUACCCUCGAGUAGACCAAAUGUUACUGUGGAUGGGUACGUGGAUCCGUCAGGAGGGAACAGAUUUUGUUUAGGCGCACUUAGCAAUGUUCACAGAACAGAGCAGAGUGAACGAGCCAGACUUCACAUCGGUAAGGGUGUGCAAUUGGAUCUUCGAGGAGAAGGCGACGUUUGGUUGCGUUGUCUAUCCGAUCACUCCGUGUUCGUGCAGUCGUAUUAUUUGGAUAGAGAAGCUGGGAGGGCGCCCGGUGAUGCUGUGCAUAAGAUAUAUCCUUCUGCUUGUAUUAAGGUGUUCGACCUGCGGCAGUGCCACCGCCAGAUGCAGUCGCAGGCCGCCACGGCGCAGGCGGCGGCCGCGGCGCAAGCGGCGGCCGUCGCGGGCCACAUCCAGCCGCAGCACCCCACUAUGAAUAAGUGUUUGUCAGCAGCGGCCGGGAUAGGCGUGGACGACCUGCGGCGCCUGUGCAUCGUGCGCCUGUCCUUCGUCAAGGGCUGGGGGCCCGACUACCCGCGCACCUCCAUCAAGGAGACGCCCUGCUGGGUCGAGGUGCACCUCCACAGGGCACUGCAGCUCCUAGACGAGGUGCUCCACACGAUGCCGAUCGACGGUCCGCGGAGCACAAUCGAGUAG
Molecule: messenger RNA, 2115 nt
Organism: Arctia plantaginis
Lineage: Eukaryota; Metazoa; Arthropoda; Insecta; Lepidoptera; Erebidae
Source: the annotation of a GenBank genome assembly